AGAUGCUUAGUGAAGCAGCUGGAGAAGGGUGACGUCAACAUCGUGGACUUGAAGAAGAACAUAGAAUACGCAGCAUCCGUCUUGGAAGCAGUUUAUAUCGAUGAGACAAGAAGGCUACUGGAUACCGAUGAUGAGCUCAGUGACAUCCAAUCAGAUUCAGUCCCCCUGGAGGUCCGGGACUGGUUGGCUUCCACCUUUACACGGAAAAUGGGGAUGAUGAAGAAGAAAUCUGAGGAAAAGCCAAAAUUUCGGAGCAUUGUGCAUGCUGUUCAAGCUGGAAUUUUUGUGGAAAGGAUGUACAGAAAGUCCUAUCACAUGGUUGGUUUGGCAUAUCCAGAAGCUGUCAUAGUAACAUUAAAGGAAGUUGAUAAAUGGUCUUUUGAUGUAUUUGCCUUAAAUGAAGCAAGUGGAGAACAUAGUCUGAAGUUUAUGAUUUAUGAACUGUUUACCAGAUACGAUCUUAUCAACCGUUUCAAGAUUCCUGUUUCUUGCCUAAUUGCCUUUGCAGAAGCUUUAGAAGUUGGUUACAGCAAGUACAAAAAUCCCUAUCACAAUCUGAUCCACGCAGCCGAUGUCACUCAAACUGUGCAUUACAUAAUGCUUCACACAGGUAUCAUGCACUGGCUCACGGAACUGGAAAUUUUAGCAAUGGUCUUUGCCGCCGCCAUUCAUGACUAUGAGCAUACGGGAACCACAAACAACUUCCAUAUUCAGACAAGGUCAGACGUUGCCAUUUUGUACAACGAUCGGUCUGUCCUUGAAAACCACCAUGUGAGUGCAGCAUAUCGACUGAUGCAAGAAGAAGAAAUGAAUGUUUUGAUAAAUUUAUCCAAAGAUGACUGGAGGGAUCUUCGGAACCUAGUGAUUGAAAUGGUUUUGUCUACAGACAUGUCGGGUCACUUCCAGCAAAUUAAAAAUAUAAGAAACUGUUUGCAGCAGCCUGAAGGGAUCGACAGAGCCAAAACCAUGUCCCUGAUUCUCCAUGCGGCAGACAUCAGCCACCCAGCCAAAUGCUGGCAGCUGCACCACAGGUGGACCAUGGCCCUGAUGGAGGAGUUCUUCCGACAGGGAGAUAAAGAAGCUGAACUAGGCCUUCCAUUUUCCCCGCUUUGUGAUCGGAACUCAACGAUGGUGGCCCAGUCCCAAAUAGGUUUUAUCGAUUUCAUAGUAGAGCCAACAUUUUCUCUUCUGACAGACUCAACAGAGAAAAUUAUUAUUCCUCUUAUAGAGGAAGACUCAAAAACUGAAAAUUCUUAUGGAGCAAGCAGACGAUCAAAUAUGAAAGGCACCAUGAACGAUGGAACCUAUUCCCCAGACUACUCUCUUGCAAGUGUGGACCUGAAAAGCUUCAAAAACAACCUGGUGGACAUCAUCCAGCAGAACAAGGAGAGAUGGAAAGAAUUAGCUGCACAAGGGGAACCUGAUCUUCGUAAGAACUCAGGAGAUCAAGUAAAUGCUGAAGAAAAAAGUGCUGAUACACAUUCAUAGGUUUGAAACACCGUGAAGGCUUCUGUCACUUUAAACAUGAGAGGAUAAUAAGAACAGUACUAAAACAUCCUAAUUCCUCAGCUCUCUGCAGACCUGUGUUCUCCUCUUUCAGCACACACUGGGACCAGGCCCUUUCUUGGACUCUUCAAUGAGGAAUGAAUAAGAAGAUCACACAUUCUGUUAGUAACUGGCCAAAUAAAUACACUCAAAUUUGCUAUCAGAGUUUUGAGGCAGUGCUUCUGCCAUUAUUUUUCCUCCACGACUUAGCCUUCUUCCAUCAAUCCAGAAAAAAUUUUAAGACAAAAGUUGGGCGGUUUUAAAGUGUCAUCACUUUGACCAGUUCUAGCAUAGGUGAUUAUGCAACACGUGUGUGGAAGAUGAGGCGUUCUCAAAAUGCGCCUUCUGCCUUGUUUUACACGGAGUGCUCUAACUGCACAUUUUUUGAGGUCUUCAGUAAAAGGAAAGCAAAAACAAAAUUAUGGAAAAAUAUUUUUUACAGCUCUGAGCAGCAGGCCAUUUAGAUCGUCCCUGUUAUUUUAAAUACCUGGGAACAAAAUGAGAGGCAGGACUGUUCAGCAGCUGUGAUCGAAGUCCUAAACCAACAGUGGAGACUUAUAGCCUUGGGCCUGCGACCUGAUCAACAUGUCGUCAUCACUCAAGCUGGGAAUCCACAGUGCAUCCUGCCCUGGAAACCAGCAGACCAGCCUGCACCCAUCCCCGUGGCUUCAAAGCACGAACGCAUCACCUGCAUGGAUGCCGUCGGCACGGGAGUCACACAGUCCCUGCAGUCCAGCCCAGCAGAACCUUCUGCUCUCGUGGGAGGCAGACAUGAGAAAUGAGAAUGGAAUUUUGCCCUCUGGGAUGUUGAUCCCAACAGGACAUAACAGAAUAUAUCACAGCCCAAGGGAUAAGAGACAAGACGUGUGUGUGUGUGUGUGUGUGUGUGUGUGUACUCAAAACCAUCUCUGAGAAUGGACGCCCACACUUUUCUGUACAGAUAGCAUUAUUUGAUGUGACUUUACCUUUUACUACACAGAAACAGUACUACCCGUGGAGACUCUGCUCCCUUGUCAUGUUUUGCCUGAGCAUGUGCAGAGCCUGGCCUUUGCUCCAAACUGAAGAACUCCCUUUAUUUGUUAUUAGCUGACAAGAAAAGUCAAGCACGGUUCGGUGUUGUAACUUUUCACUGUAAACACUUCAAUGACUGUGAGGCUGAGUGACUUUGGUUUUUGAAAGGCAGACAUUGGAUGGAAAGAAAUCAAGAGUAGCCAUCAAUUAAAGUGAAGGACGGUGUGUCCAUCCUAAAAAGUUUCUUUUGCACCUGCUUCUUUUCUGGGUUCCACAACGCAAAGCAAUAUUUUAGAAAUGGAUACAACCAGAAGCUUUUAAGUCUAAAGAGUGGGAUUUUAUAACUCACAACUUAGAUCUCUUUUAAUGUGUAAGCCAUAUUCUAUAUGCAUAUUAGGUAUGCAUCAUUCUAAUUUAAGAUAUAUUUGUGCAUAGACUGUGCAUAAAGCGCUUUUAAAUGUUCUGUGAAUACAGUUCUUAGCUUUUGUUUCACCUGAAUCUUGUGUAGGAGACAUCUAUAUAAUUGAAUUGUAUCAUAGAUAUUAUAAUGCAAUUGAUAUUUUAAAUGUAAGCCGUAAAGAUUGAUCUAUAAUGAUGUGUUGGGGGAAAUGUAUAGAUUUGUACAUCAUGGUGACUUUUUGUCCUUUAAAAAAGGUCUUUUUUAUUUUUAUUUAUGGAGACGCUGUAACUACUACUUUAAAUGUAUUUUCUUCAAGUAGUUAUUUACCAGCUAGAAAACAUUCUGCGUUUGAAAUGGGACUUGACUCUGCAAAGCCUACUUACGUUUGUUCCUAGUUGAGCCAGUUGUCUUUCAGUGAGGCUAUGGAAUCUCCCGAGGGAGAAGCAAAUUGAAACACUCCUCCUCCAGUGUCAUGGGAAACAUAUUCACUUCGUUCCUAUGACUACCUUAAGAUCUAUAGACUUUGUUACUAAAAAAAAUAGAGGCAUAUAAUGAAUUGAUCAAUGUCUGUAUGUAAACUUUAACCUAAUUCUCCAGGUGACAUGACAUAUAGGGGACUGUGGCUGAACUUCCAGAAGAAGCGGAGAAAGCCUGCUCCCUCUCUUCAGAAGACUUGUCACCCUGUGGAUGUGCUCUUUCCUUCCCAAUCUCCCUCCCUCUCGCCCUCUUCCCUUCCUUUC
Messenger RNA from Molossus molossus (Pallas's mastiff bat), 3696 nucleotides. It is a transcript of the gene PDE1A, whose product is annotated as phosphodiesterase 1A. Bases 208 to 1488 code for a protein of 426 amino acids. The transcript has 14 exons. NCBI's taxonomy places the organism in Eukaryota, Metazoa, Chordata, Mammalia, Chiroptera, Molossidae. Gene Ontology annotation, biological process: signal transduction. Gene Ontology annotation, molecular function: 3',5'-cyclic-nucleotide phosphodiesterase activity. The record is from RefSeq and is a predicted model, not a curated record.